UCCUAGCCUUUUGCUUAUUACCCAUUUCCACUGCCUGCAUCUCAACGUUACUGGAGAGAUAUGCCAGGUUCCACAUUUCCUGUGAACUUCCAGCACAACAGUGAUCUUUUUGGCAACAUGCUAGCCAGCCCUUCUGUAAUUCCAGCCUUUAAAUUCCAGUUGCGACGAGAAAGCAUUGACUGGAGGCGAUUUAGUGCCAUUGAUGUAGAACGCGUAGCUCGUGAGCUGGAUCUUGCCACUCUUCAGGAAAAUAUCAAUAGUGUCACCUUUUGUAACCUUGAUGCAGAGAAGUGCCCUUAUUGUCAGCAGCCAGUAGACCCUGUUCUCCUGAAGGUUCUUAAGAUGGCCCAGCUGACCAUCGAGUAUUUGUUGCACUCCCAGGAGUACUUAAGCAUGAACUUGACACUCCAGGAGGAGCAGCACCAGGCAGCCCUUGAAGACUGCAAACGUAUCAAGUAUGACUUGGAUAAGCAGGCAGAAGAAUUGAAGGGGGUGAAGGAAGAAUGCAGGAGACGGAAAAAGAUGAUUGCCACCCAACAGUUGCUCUUGCAAGCUGGGGCCAACAACUACCACAAGUGCCAGCUCUGUGACAAGACCUUCAUGAAUUAUUCCUUUCUACAAGGCCACAUGGAGCGUAGGCAUCCUGAGGCCACUGCAGUCGAGAAGUUGAAGAAGAAACAGGUGCAGCAGAUGGAAAGUGAGAUUGAAGAACUGAAGGUCAAGUUGAAGGAGACCCAUGUCCAGCUGGAAGCUGAGAGUCAGCGAAGGGCUCAGGAAGCAGAGCAUGUUCACCAAAGGGAAGAGGAGGAAAGAAGGAAAUUUGAAAGAUGGAAGGAAGAGGAGAGGACAAAGUUUCAUACAGAAAUGGAAGAACUUAGGCAACUUUUCCUCACAGAAAUCAAGGACUUUUCCAACAAAAAUUCUGCCUUGGAAGGAAAACUUCAGGAACUACAAGUCAAGAAUGCAGUAACAUCACAUCUCGGGACAUUGCAAGAUGAUGAUCCUUUUGAGAAACAACAGUGGACUAAGACUCAGGAAGAACUACAAGGGAUGAAGGCAAAGAUUGAACAACAGAAAACUGAGUGGGAAUGGAAACUCAGGAAACUUCAAAAGGAGAACCAGAAGGAGAAAGAAAAGCUGAAGAAUGAGAAUGAAAGACUAAGGACUUCCUUGUCUUCUGACCAAUGGAGAAUGACUGAAUAUAACAAGAAACAACUUGCCUCCCUCACUACACAACUCAGAGAACAAGCCAGUGUCAUCCAAUCUCAGGAGAAUACAAUUAAGCUUCUGACUUCCAGCAAACCCCGAGAAGUCCAACAGGUACCCAAGACAGAAAAGCUGGAAGAAUCCAGUGAAGAAGGACUAGGUGAUACUUUGGAAAGGAAGAAUGGAGUUCUGGAAAAUCUGCGGAAGGACCCAAAUUUUUUGAAGCAAUUCCGGCCAAUUCUGGAAGAGACACUUGAAGAUAAGCUGGAGACCAUGGGAGUGAAGCGGGGUACAAAAGGCAUCCCAGCUCAAACCUAUAAACAUCUGAGAGCUUUGAUUAAAAAGCAGCAGCAGCAGAAGGCUAAAACAUUUCCACAUCUGCUAACCUUGAGAGACAAACUUGAAAAAGAGGUUCAAAAGAAAGUGGUUCAGAAGGAUGAAGGGAAUGUGUACUUGCCAUUUUCUCUAACCUUAGAAGAAAACCAAAGAGCCCAGCAUUCUCCACUCCAGGUUACACCUUCAAAGAUUGGAACAUACCCAGUGGAAGUACCGUAUUAUGCCCUGGAGACACCCAAACCAGCUCCUCAGAGCAAAGUUAGUUCCUUGACUAGUUCAGCAGAGAUUCCAAAGGUACCAUCUCCAAAUCAAAUUAGAAGCAGUUCACCUUCUCUUCAACAGUCUGCUGUCCACUUCCCCAGCACUUCACCUUUCAGCUCUGAGACUGAAGAGUCUGAAGAAGGAACAAGCAUUAGCUCUCCAAAAGUCAUAUCCUUCAAGACAGACCCAAAGCAGAGCAAAGCUGUUCCCAGAGCAGCACAGAUGGAAGAGAGUGAGUGGGAUUCAUCUGACACAGAUUUCUCUAAAGCGAAAGUUGGUACUGGAAAGAGUUCUCCAGUUGCAGCCAGAACUCAUUCAGAAACACUAGUGCAUUCAUUGGCUAAAAAUCUGGAGAAGAAACUGAACAUACCUGGAAGGAAGCCUCCAGGUGGCGUGAAGCUCUUUGCCAUCCAAAGCAAAGAAGAUGCUAAAACCAAUCCCUCCACAAAAAAGCUUCAGUUUACCUGUGAGGAGGAUAGUGACUUGGAGAUUUCUUCCUUGGAGGAAAUCACCCAGCACCUGGACACUGAAGCCAAGAUCAAGAAGCAGCAAGGGGCAAGAGGUAGUGGGGAAUCCACUGGAUCACGGGGCACCAGUAUCUGGACUUCGAGCAGCUCAAAAGCAGGGGCCUGGUGAUUCUCAUGGUUAGAUGAGCUAUGUAGAGCACAGAGUCCAGCUGAGAUAGAACAGCAUCCCAUGGCAGAGCAAUCAGAUUAAAUCUGAUACUCACAAAGAACAAACAAAAAAAAAUAGCAUCUAAUACCAAAAGUAUCACAUUCAAGGUUGUAGGUUCGAUGCAUAGUUUCAAAACAAACAGUUAAUUAAAAUGAGUUCUUCCAGUGCCUUUUAGAAGAAGGAAAGGACUGAUUUAUUCUUUUGCUGAAAGUCUAUCUUGACAUGACAUUUUAAAAUAAUUUUGUCCAGAAGACACUGGCCUGGUUCUCACAUCAUGCACAGCCAUAAUGUGGUGUAUCUGGGUCUGACUUAAUGCGGUAUGCGAACCCAGCCUUCAUGCAUUAUGGAUUAUGAUUUAGCAUUAUGUGAUUAAAACAAACCAUGACUUAGCACAAUAUAUAAAUGUGGCAAUAGACAUAAGGCUGAAUCAAACAGCAGCCAUGGCAUCAUAGCCUCAUUUGUGGGCUAUAUAGAAGUUUACAGUACACCUUUCACUGAUGGUUUGAGAAUGAGUGAAUUUCAGCAACUGCAAGAGGGAAAGGUGCAUAUAUCUUGUGGUCUACAUAACAAACAAAAAAAAGGUCUUUUGCUGCGUUGUGCUAUGAUACAUAACUUGCUAUGGAAACAAUGUUUCUGAAUUGCCGAUAUAAUUAGGCAAUUUUUCCUUUCUAGUACUGUGAUGGAUGCAACUUUCUUCUGUUUUUGCUAAGUUUGCGAAUAGCCAUAAAAGUAAAUCAAAUGGGGGCUUCAAACAUUUGGUAUCCCUUAUGUCUUGAAUUUCAUUCCAAGUGUUAGCUUGAUUGUACUUCAAUGUACAGUAUUUCUGAAGUGCAGACUACUUACUUAACUCUGAAAUACUUUUAGCGUUUUCAAAGUAUUUCUUCUAUUACGUUUAGGUAGAAUCACAAUAUAUCUGUGAUAACCACCCAGAGUCACUCUUAGGGUGAAAUGGGCGGUGAUGGAAUCUGAAAAAUAAAUAAAUAAAUACCUGUAGAAGAAUAUAAAUCUCGUGUUGGGAGGGGGGAAGAGAACAAUGAAUCAUUAAGAACUCAGUCUUCAGAAAAUGGAAAGUCAAAAGAACCCCACCUCAAUUUUGUUUGAUAUAAGGUGGGACAGAGAGAAAUUCUGACAGGCUUUCAAGAUUCUUUUAUUCUACCCUACAACAAUAAUGAGCAUUCCUGGAAUCCUUGUUGCUUCUGUUUCAUGACCUUGCCUACCUCAAAGGGUUCACAAUAUCAUGAACCACUUACGAUUCAUGGACCACAACUUAAGAUGUUAGAGAUAAAUGACAGCCACUUAGGGAUAGAGUUAAAUGGUUGGAGUAAGACUGGAGGGAUCCAGAUUCUAAUCCAACCUCGGUCAUGAGAGUUCACUGGGUGACUCUCUUGGCCAACAAUAUCUCUUAAGCCUGACCUAACCCACAAGAUGGUUGUUAUGAAGAUAAAUGAAAGAUGGGAAUGCUGUGAUUGCCACCUUCAGCACCAGGAGGAAGAAUGUGAUAUAAUACAUUCAUCCCAUAGUUAUUUCCCAGUUGGACUAAUGCAGUGCACUCUACAUGGGGCUGCCCUUGAAAAACACUCAGAAGCUUCAAUUGGUCCAGAAUGCAGCCGUGCAUACUAUUUUGGAUGUACCAAGGUUAUCCCAGAUUAAAUUAUCCUUGCCCAAGUUUCACUGCUUGCCAGUAUGCUUCCAGGUACAAUUCAAGGUGCUAGUUUUCAUCUUUAAAGUUUUUUUGCCCACCCCACCAGAUCUGACAGGGUGAAUACACUCCAGAUCGCCUUUAUCAAACUGUGUUAUCUGAUGGGCCCUAGAAGUUGGGCCUUCUGUGUUCUAGCACCUGCCCUGUGGAACAGCCUCCCCCUUGAGAUCCCUAACCCUCUUGGCCUUCCAGAGACUGUGAAGACCUGGAUCCUCCCCCAGGAACUGGCUGGGGUGUUUGUUGAGCCCAGUAUAGCUGCAGUUGUUUUGGCAACUUUGUUAUGGUACCUUGG
Molecule: messenger RNA, 4469 nt
Organism: Candoia aspera
Lineage: Eukaryota; Metazoa; Chordata; Lepidosauria; Squamata; Candoiidae
Gene: DZIP1L
Product: DAZ interacting zinc finger protein 1 like
Exons: 15
Coding region: 61-2439 (792 amino acids)
Biological process (GO): cilium assembly
Cellular component (GO): ciliary basal body; cytoplasm
Source: RefSeq, a predicted model, not a curated record